UUGGUAGAUUCUGGAAUAUCUUAGAUUCGUUAUCAUUAUCUCCAUGUAUUUAAGAGUGAAGAUUAUUCUCUGCUCUCUGAGAAUCAGUUGAAGUCUUAACCUGUGAGAUUAAAUUGUUUCUAAUUUUUUUUCUUCUUCUUUCCGAUUAAACAAAAUGACCACCAAGUGGGGAAUCUUAAGCGCUGGUUUAAUCUCUCACGAUUUUACCGUUUGUGUCCGUAGUUUAAACCCAAAGGAACAUCAGGUAGUUGCUGUUGCUGCUCGUAACCUUGAAGAUGCCAAGAAAUUUGCUUCCACUCACAAUAUCGCCCGAGCUUAUGGUUCCUAUGAAGAGCUUGCCAAAGAUCCUGAAGUCCAGGUUGUUUACAUAGGAACUGUUAUGUCCCAUCAUUUGUGGACUGGAAGACUCAUGCUAGAGGCUGGUAAACAUGUUCUCAUGGAAAAAUCAAUCACCAUGACUGUGAAAGGAACGAAAGAGUUGAUCGCUCUCGCUAAAUCCAAAAAUUUGUUCUUAAUGGAAGCAAUUUGGUCUCGAUUUAAUCCUGCCUAUGCUUUAGUUAUGGAUAAAAUUAAAUCAAAGGCGAUUGGUGAUAUUGUCUCGGUCAAUGCAACUUUUGGCUAUGAUUUAACCAAAGUUGAAAGGUUAACCAAAAAAGCUUCUGGUGGUGGAACCGUUCUUGAUCUCGGUGUUUACACAAUUAAUGUCAUCCAAAUGUGUAUUGGUAACAAGAAACCAACACAAAUAAUGGCAACCGGACAUCUCAAUGAAGAUGGUAUCGAUGAGUCAAUCUCCGUUGCUUUCAAAUAUUCUGAUGGUCAAGUAGCCUCUAUGUCCAAUACUAUUCGAGGACAAAUGUCCAAUGAAGCUCACAUUAUUGGUACCAAAGGAAUUCUGAAAAUAUUAUCUCCUUUCUGGUGUCCAACAAAAGUGGUCAUGUUAACUGGUGAAAAUCUUUCCACGGAGGAAAACUUUGAAUUCCAAGUUCCCGAAACUGUUGCAAGUUACAAUUUCGCCAACAGGCUUUUGACCUUUGAAGCUCAACAUGUCCACGAAUGUUUGGUCAAAGGUCUAACCGAAAGUCCAAUUUUACCACUCGACGAUAUAUUAACCAUUCGUGAAAUUAGUGAUGAGAUUCUCAAACAAGUCGGAGUAGAUUUUGUUGAAUGAAUCUAAUCUAAAAAAACUCUGGAAUUAACUGAUUAUCUUUACCUUUAUAUCAAUUCUCAACUGGGGGUAACUAUCCAAUUAACUAUUUGAACGUUUUUUUCUCCUUCAUUAAUUAUAAUCUGCACUUAAUGAAGAUUAAAUUGUCUCAACUAAUCUUUUAAAACACUAAUUAACUAAUGACUAUUUAACAGAGAUUCACAAUCUCACUACUUUUUAAAACUAAAAAUUUUCCAAAAAUCUAAUUCAUUAACAAUCUCAGUAACAAUCUAA
Messenger RNA from Panonychus citri (citrus red mite), 1438 nucleotides. Its product is annotated as trans-1,2-dihydrobenzene-1,2-diol dehydrogenase-like. Gene Ontology annotation, molecular function: nucleotide binding. The record is from RefSeq and is a predicted model, not a curated record. Lineage: Eukaryota; Metazoa; Arthropoda; Arachnida; Trombidiformes; Tetranychidae.